GUGAUGGGACAUGUGCUGUUAAACUCCAUACAAUUCCUGGGAACCACCAGCAAUCCUCUGACAAAUAAAGAAUUUCGAGAAAGUCUCGACCUGACAUACAGACUGGCCAUUGAAAAUGUCAAUCUUUCCGAAAGGGAGAAGCUGCAUGUUGAUGCUCUGAGAAAGUUAGAUGAGGGAUUUAUGGGUAAGGCCUCAACAAUCUGGGAAAGAAUCCUGCAGAGCCAUCCAACAGAUCCACUGGCACUGAAAUUAGCUGCCGAGUCAUAUUUCUACCUUGGUUACAAAAGGGACCUGAAAGGUUCUAUUGAGAGGGUACAAGACAAGUGGAGCCCUCAAGUACCCUACUGGCACUUCCUCUUUGGGAUGAAGGCUUUUGGAUGCUGUGAGAAUGAGGAGUAUGAAGAGGCUGAGAGAUUGGCCAAAGAGGGCCUGAAGCAUUUAAGAAAUGACAUCUGGAGUACGCACGCACUUGCCCAUGUAUACGAGAUGAUUGGUCAGUUUAAUUUGGGGGCAAAGUUUCUUGAUGAAACUGUUGAUGAUUGGCAGUCCUGCAACUUAAUGUCUUGUCACGUUCAUUGGCACAAUGCAGUCUUCAACAUAGAGAGAGGUGACCAUGGUAGGGCCUUGGCUAUAUAUGAUGCUAAGAUUGGUCCAAGAAUUCAAGAAGAUCCUGAUAACAUGCUCAACGUUGUUGAUGCUUGUUCAAUAUUAUACAGAUUGAUGUUGGAAGGUGUUGAUUUGAAAGACAGAUUUUGCGGGCUAAUUAGCACCUGCGAGAACCACGCAAACGAUCACGUGUACACUUUCAAUGACCUUCACUUUCUCAUGGUCUUCCUCGGGUCAGGUCACAGGGUGAAGGCCAGACAGUUUGUGCAGUCCAUUGAGGAUUAUUUGAGCACCCAGCCACACGCGAACGAAUAUACGAUGACCUCGAGAUUGGUGGGCCUCAAGUUGUCACGUGCCAUGCUGGCCUAUCACGAGGGCUUCUAUGAAGAAGCUGUUGAGUUGUUCCGUGAGAUGAUGAAAGAAAUUCAAGAGGGGAAAUUCGGGAAAGGCCGCGAGGGGCUGGAAAAAGAGAUGGGCCCUAAGGAAGCAAAAUCCGGGGAGGGGCUGUUUGGAGCAUUCCAGCCGUCAAUCAAACGUGAUUUGGUGGUUGUUAUUGGGGGCAGUGACGCUCAGCGAGAUGUUUUUGCGCAGUUUUGCAUACACGCUUCCAUGAAUUCCAAAAAGCCCGAACAUCAAAGCCUGGCUCGAGACUUGUUGCAGCAAAGAAAAAUAAUAAAACCCAUAUCACCCUUAACUGACAGAUUGAUGGCUAAAUUACAAUCUUGUACGAGAGAUAGGUAAUGAUGAUGAUGACUACGAUGAUGAUGACUACGAUGAUGAUUAUGAUGGUGAUGAUGGUUGUGAUGAUAAUGGUGAAUAAGUGAGGAUUUUUUUAUUCAAUUUAAAAAUUCGAGUCAAAAGAUACAAAAUUUUUUUUAAAAAGAUUUUUUAGAAGAAAAAACAUUUCAUUGAAAAUAAUUCAGAAUAAUAACAAGAUUAAUUCAUAAUUAAUUCAAUUAGUUCAUAACAAAUACAAUUAAUUCGUUAUAAAUUUUAAAAAUCUAUUUAUUUAUCUUUUUCGUCGCAUGUUAAUGAUCUGACAUCAAUAUUCAUUCUAAUUUAUUAUAAAUAUUGCAAUACAUGAUCAUGUAAAUAAUUUAGACUUACAUCAGAUUGACAUUAGGCCGUGAA
Helobdella robusta is the source of this 1737-nucleotide messenger RNA. RefSeq lists its product as hypothetical. The transcript is spliced from 10 exons. The coding region runs from base 4 to 1347 and encodes 447 amino acids. Gene Ontology annotation, molecular function: protein binding. Lineage: Eukaryota; Metazoa; Annelida; Clitellata; Rhynchobdellida; Glossiphoniidae. The record is from RefSeq and is a predicted model, not a curated record.